AUGGAGAUCGCCUCGUGUUGCCUGAAGGCCUUCGAGUGGGACGGCACGCCCGCCGGCCGGAUCGAGAAGCUCGCCGGCAACGACGUCUACGUCGCCGGAGACAACCCCGACGCGGCCGUCCUCAUCGUCCACGACCUGCUCGGCUGGACGUUCCCCAACGCGCGCCUCCUCGCGGAUCACUACGCCCGCGAGGCCAACGCCACCGUCUACCUACCCGACUUCUUCGGCGGCUGGGUCGUGCCCUUCGAGCCGAUCCUCGCCGGUCGCUUCCGCGAGGUCGACCUGUCGGUCUUCCAAAGGGACAGCGGCCGCGACGCCCGGGAGCCCGAAAUCUUCAACGCCGCCAGGGCACUGCGGGAAAAGCACAACAAGGUCGCGGCCAUCGGGUUCUGCUACGGCGGGUGGGCCGUCUUCCGGCUCGGGGCGAAGGAGCACGACCCCCCGUUGGUCGACUGCAUCUCGGCCGGCCACCCGAGCAUGUUGACCAAGGAGGACAUCGAUGGCGUCGGGGUCCCCGUACAGAUCCUGGCCCCGGAGCAUGACUUCGUCUUCACCCCCGAGCUGAAGUCGCACUGCUUCGAAACCGUGACGAAGAAGGGCGUGCCCUUUGAGUAUCAUCAUUUCGCCGGAGUAGAGCAUGCUUGCCUGACGAGGGGCGAUCCAGGAAGGCCCGGGGAGCGGGAGGCUAUGGCGCGAGGAAAGUCGGCGGCAGUCAGCUGGUUCAACAUGUACCUACAUUGA
Messenger RNA from Colletotrichum higginsianum IMI 349063, 741 nucleotides. RefSeq names its product Dienelactone hydrolase. Gene Ontology annotation, molecular function: hydrolase activity. Lineage: Eukaryota; Fungi; Ascomycota; Sordariomycetes; Glomerellales; Glomerellaceae. The coding region runs from base 1 to 741 and encodes 246 amino acids. The transcript has a single exon. The record is from RefSeq and is a predicted model, not a curated record.